AUGUACGGCGCCCGGCCAGGUUACCCGCCGCCGGGCUACAUGCCAGGCUACCCACCACCGCCGGGAGCCUAUCCGCCCGGCUACCCUCCUCCGGGUUAUCCACCGCCUCCAGGGUACGGUGCGCCGAUGCCGCCGCGGCCGCCGGGUCCCCCCGUGCCCCCGUCUGGCCCCGUGCCGCCGCCGGGACCGGCGCCGCCAGCUCGGCUGCCCCCUGAGCGCUCGUGCACGCUCUACAUUGGCAAGAUCCCGGCGGCGGCGGCGGACGCCUUCAUCGCCGAGCUCCUGUCGUGCUGCGGGACGCUGAUGCAGUGGAAGCGCUCGGUGGACCCCGAGUCGGGCCAGUCCAAGUCGUUUGGCUUCUGCGACUUUGCGACGGGCGAGGGCGUGCUGCGCGCACUCCGGCUGCUGCCCGCGGUCCGGCUCGGCGGCGCCGACCUGAUGCUCAAGGUCGACCAAAAGACGCACGACUUCCUGAAGGAGUACGAGCCGCAGCGCAAGGCGGCGCUCGCCGCGCUCAAGGGGACGCCCAGCCCGGCCGACGCGACGCAGAUGCUCCCCGGCGCCGACGAGGAGAAGGACCCUCACGCCACGGCGCGGCUCUCCGAGAUCACGCAGGCCUGGAACGCAACCUACGCGCCCGAGGAGAAGGACAAGAACGCACAG
Messenger RNA from Emiliania huxleyi CCMP1516, 663 nucleotides. RefSeq names its product putative RNA-binding protein. Lineage: Eukaryota; Haptophyta; Isochrysidales; Noelaerhabdaceae. The record is from RefSeq and is a predicted model, not a curated record. The transcript has a single exon. The annotation marks the transcript as partial. Gene Ontology annotation, molecular function: RNA binding.